This is a messenger RNA of Penicillium daleae, 2430 nucleotides long. RefSeq names its product isochorismatase family protein family. Bases 1 to 2430 code for a protein of 809 amino acids. The transcript has a single exon. Gene Ontology annotation, cellular component: nucleus. NCBI's taxonomy places the organism in Eukaryota, Fungi, Ascomycota, Eurotiomycetes, Eurotiales, Aspergillaceae. Gene Ontology annotation, biological process: DNA alkylation repair; DNA repair. Gene Ontology annotation, molecular function: dioxygenase activity. The record is from RefSeq and is a predicted model, not a curated record.
AUGAGCUUCUUUUCGUUCGGCGAUAUUCCCGCCAUUCAAACCCGCAAGGCUUUACUGCUCUUGGACUUUCAGAAUGAUUUUGUCCGCCCAGCUGGCGCCCUCCAUGUCCCCAAUACAGCAGAUAUCCUAGAGAUCCUGCCUCCACUGGCGGCAGCGUUUCGUCGCUCGGGCGAUGUGAUUUGGGUGCGCUCGCAGUAUGAAUCUCCACAGCCUACGGAAGAUUGGAACUUUGGAGAUCGCGUCGUCUUGGAGAAUGGGCCGCCGAAGCCAGCACCGCCCUUACCCACAUCCGAUGUGAUCGAAGUAUCAUCCGACCGUGACUCACCGGAGCCUGUGGACACCGAAGCUUUCCUCUCCGGUCGAUCUGCCAAGUGUUGCGCGCCACAAUCGCCUGGCUUUCAAUUCCCCGCACCUGUGCUCGCUGCUAUUGACCCGGAUCGUGAUACGGUGCUUGAUAAGACGGGUUACUCUGCUUUGGAGUCGGAGGGCCUGGUACUAUCAUUUCGCACGCGCUUUUUGACCGACCUGUAUUUAUGUGGCUCGCUGUCGAAUGUUUCCGUCUAUGCAACGGCUCUUGAUGCCGUGCGCAACGGCUUCUCGGUGACAGUAGUUGAAGACUGUCUGGGAUAUCGGGACUUUCAGCGUCACCAGGAAGCUAUGCGCCGCAUGGCAGAUAUCCUGGGAGCUGCGGGAAUAACGGCCCAAGAGUUGAAUCAAGAGCUGGAGUGGCAGGAGACAGAUGAGAUUGCCCGACAAAACAAGACGCAGCCACCUAAACGAUCGACCACUGCGGGUGCGCCCGUGGGCAUCGAGGAUAUCAUGGACAGUUUGGAUGUAAUGCCUGUGGAUUCCAUUCCCGAGGAAGCUCCGGAUGAGGGGAGCUACAGUUUGGCACAGCUCGCCUCGCAAACGCGAGCAACGAGAGUCGCAGCCGCCGCCGCUCGUAUACCCGUUGAAGGAAAGAAACAAGUUCGUGCGCGGGUGCGUCGGCCGAAACGUCGAGAACCUACACCCGGUGGAGGAGCUGGAGAUGGAUCGACCAAGGGAUUGUCAGACGGCAGUCUAGGUGAAGGUGAUUCCCGCAUUAUCCCAGAAAUCGACCUGCCUGCCGAUGCCUUUGAGCGUAUGCGGGCGGAAGUGUCCUGGCAGAAGAUGUACCAUCUGUCCGGCCAGGUCCCUCGGCUUGUGGCUGUCCAAGGGCAUAUCCAACCCGAUGGCUCUAUUCCUAUCUACCGACACCCUGCAGACGAAUCUCCACCAUUGAAACCAUUCACGCCGGCCGUGGAUGAAGCACGCAUCCUGGUCGAGCGAAUCCUUGGCCACCCCCUCAACCAUGUCCUCAUCCAGCUCUACCGUGACGGUCAGGAUUCAAUUUCUGAGCAUUCCGACAAGACUCUUGACAUCGUUCGAGGAUCCUUUAUCUGCAAUGUCAGCUUGGGCGCACAGCGGGUUAUGACGCUCCGUACCAAGGCUUCGGCCUCCGAGUCCCAUGAGGGCGCUGAGUCGAGUCGUCUCAAGCAACAAGUUCCACUGCCCCAUCGAUCUCUUUUCAUCCUCGGUGAAAAAACCAAUAUGCGCUGGCUUCACGGGAUCCGACCAGACAAACGCGCCGCAUCCAUCAAGUCUUCCGCGGAGCAAGCAUUUGGUGGUGAGCGUAUCUCCCUUACUUUCCGACACAUCGGUACCUAUCUCAACCCGAAUACGAAUACCAUUUGGGGCCAAGGCGCUAUCAGCAAAUCACCGGAUACCGCGCGAACUGUGAUUCAUGGCGAACCUGCAGAAACCGAACGACUGAUUCGCGCAUUCGGUCAGGAGAAUCGGGCCACCGAGUUCGACUGGGACGCCUUCUAUGGCGCUGGAUUCGACGUGGUGAAUUUUGUCACUACGACUCCCGCACGGUUGACACUUUGUGGAAAUCUGGUUGCGGAUCUGCGCGUGCAGAUGGGCUUGGGUGAGAAUGGUCUUCGAUAUGAGAUUGUCGACGAUAAGCCACAUGGUCAAGAUGGCACACCAAGCCCACAACCAUUGUAUACGGACCCAGAUGGUAGGACUAUUGCGGGGGAUGUGGCUAUCCUGACGCACCUGGCUGAACGGCCCGCGGAGUCAAUCCGGCCAGGCGUAGAAGCCUUGCGAGGUGGCAAUGAACUUCAAUGGAUUGAAGGGUUCCUCAACCGGUGGCGUGAGCAUCGCGCGAUCAAUCCAGAUUGCACAUUUGAAACCAACCUGGAGGAUUGCGACCGAGCACUGGAAGGGAGACAUUACCUGGGAGGCUCGUCUUUGAGCAUUGAUGACUGCUCCUUUUGGCCAGUGUUGCGCGAGAUUGUAAUGUCCCAGGGUCCAUUUGAUGCUCGAUGGGUUAAUCUUAAUCAAUACUACGCGCGUGUGGAGAAACGAGGCAUCGUGAGAGCUAUUCUCGAGGGCUCGCAGUGA